Molecule: messenger RNA, 1081 nt
Organism: Dermacentor andersoni
Lineage: Eukaryota; Metazoa; Arthropoda; Arachnida; Ixodida; Ixodidae
Source: RefSeq, a predicted model, not a curated record
CGCUGCUUCCAGAACCGUCCACGAACAGCCAGCGGAGCUUACUGAACCCCGAAACUUCUGGGUAGUUUUUUUCAAAUCGCGCACUGGGCUAUACUAAACCGAAGUAGACAUGGCUAUGUUCAAGCUCCACGACCUUCCGCAGGAGUAUUUGGAAUAUAUGGUCGACAUCAUGCACAAGGAGGGACACCACUAUUUCUAUCACGACGACGCGCAAUAUAACGACGAGCAGGUGGUGAUUGGGCCAGACCAGUUGUUCGUGGGCUUCACAAUCCGCCUUUUCCUCUACAACAAGGACCAAUCAGGCUAUGCAAAAUUAGCGACAGAGUGGAAGAGUUCCGUUGGCCAGACAUGGCAUCUUGUGACAGAAUUUCGCGACAAAAGCAUAUGGUACGCGGGAAGAAGACGUUUCACAAUAAGGGACGAUAGCAAAUCUGUUGGUACACUGCCGGACGACUCCGUCUACACGCUUUCCAUCAGAGUUUUAACGGACAAAGUAUUUCAGGCACUCCUGAAUGAACAGCCUUUCUACCAGAUCGACGUGGAAGACACCGUAAACUACAGGUGGACUUUCCGCAUCAAAGUCCAGGGCCAAAUACUGCUUGGAAUGAGCACGACUAGUGACACUGUUGCACGCACGGAUGAUCUCUGGGGAAGACAGUGUUGUCUAAGGAAUCUGUGGAUGCCAGUGGGAACCAUAGGUGUUUACACAUGCGCUCUGGUGGACAACACUCAGGAAAACUGGAUCAAAUUGACAGACGGGAAUGGUACAAUAACUUCCCAUUAUUUUAGCCAUGGAAGCCUUCCGAAUGGUACGCUACUGCAUUACACCAUUCGCAUCUCAUUCUCGGAGUACAUCGUAAGCACCGAUUUCGACCCGAAAAUUGCUCCGCAAGACUCCGACGCACCGAACUACAUUAACGCAUACUUUUCAAAAGCACUGAACAUCAUCAACUUCGAUGUGGACAUACCAUACACGUAGAAGACGAAUUUACUCUCUGCAUUCACACGUAUCCAGAGUUCCCGUAAUUAGCAAAAUUUAAAGCAAACGAAUACUCCUGUUUCAAUAAAUUAUUAUCGCCGU